Molecule: messenger RNA, 2946 nt
Organism: Columba livia (rock pigeon)
Lineage: Eukaryota; Metazoa; Chordata; Aves; Columbiformes; Columbidae
Gene: KHDC4
Product: KH domain containing 4, pre-mRNA splicing factor
Cellular component (GO): nucleus
Molecular function (GO): RNA binding
Source: RefSeq, a predicted model, not a curated record
GGGCCGCCCUCCGCCUGCCGCGCGUCUCCAUGGCAACGGCCGGAAGGGGCGUGCGGAGGCGUCCGGGAAGGCGGAAAUGACGCAGCGGCUGGCGCGGAGCCGGGCCGGAGCCAUGUCAGCGGGUGGCGGAGCGCAGCGCGACGCGGGGGCCGCGGGCGGACGCCGCAGUAAGUGGGACCAGCCCGGCCCGGCCCCCGCGUUCCUCCUCCCCGGCACGGCCCCGCUGCCCGGGCGCCCGUUUCCAGGCGGCGGCGAUGGCGGCUCCGCCGUGGCGGGUUCCGAGAGCUCCGCAGCCCCCUCGGGAGCGCUGGAUGCGGCCGCGGCCGUGGCGGCGAAAAUCAACGCUAUGUUAAUGGCCAAAGGGAAGCUGAAGCCGGCGCCCAGCACGGCCGACAAGCUGCAGGCUCUGGGGAAAGGUCCGGCGACGAGUAAAAGCAAAGACGACCUUGUGGUGGCGGAGGUUGAAAUCAAUGACGUCCCCCUCACGUGCCGAAACCUGCUGACGAGAGGACAGACCCAGGACGAGAUCAGCCGCCUGAGCGGAGCGGCCGUCUCCACGCGCGGGAGGUUCAUGACUGCGGAGGAGAAAGCCAAAGUGGGGCCUGGAGAUCGUCCUCUGUAUCUUCACGUCCAGGGGCAGACACGGGAGCUGGUUGACAGAGCUGUGAACCGAAUUAAAGAGAUAAUUACUAACGGGGUGGUGAAGGCGGCCACGGGUUCCAGCCCCACGUUCAACGGCGCGACCGUCACCGUCUAUCACCAGCCGGCCCCCAUCGCCCAGAUGUCUCCAGCUGUUGGCCAGAAGCCUCCCUUCCAGUCCGGGAUGCAUUACGUCCAGGACAAGCUGUUUGUGGGGCUGGAACACGCCGUGCCCACGUUUAACGUGAAGGAGAAGGUGGAGGGACCCGGCUGCUCCUACCUGCAGCACAUUCAGAUGGAGACGGGCGCCAAAGUCUUUCUGCGGGGAAAAGGUGGCAGGGAGGCUUUCGAGCCCAUGUACAUCUACAUCAGCCACCCGAAGCCGGAAGGUUUGGCAGCCGCCAAGAAGCUGUGUGAGAAUCUCCUGCAAACCGUUCACGCCGAAUACUCCCGGUUUGUGAAUCAGAUCACCACUGCCGUUCCCUUAGCAGGUUUCACGCAGCCGGCCGCUCUGAGCAGCGUCCCCUCGCAGCCGCCCUAUUACCCGUCCAACGGCUACCAGGGGGGCUACCCCGUGGUGCCCCCGCCCCAGCAGCCGGUGCAGCCGCCCUACGUGCCGGGCAUGGCCCCCCCGGCCGUGCCCAUGGCCCCCGGCGUCCUCCCCGCGCUCCCGGCCGCGGUGCCGCCCGUCCCCACGCAAUAUCCCAUCCCGCAGGUGCAGCUCCCGGCCAGCACCGCACAGAGUCCGCUCAACGCUCCUUUCCUUCCCGCUGCCCCCGUCAAAACGCCCGUUCCCGCCGGUUCCCAAGCGCAGGCGCAGCCCCCCCCGCAGGGGCAGAAGAGACGCUUCACCGAGGAGCUGCCGGACGAGCGGGAGUCGGGGCUGCUGGGCUAUCAGCAUGGACCCAUUCAUAUGACUAAUUUAGGUACAGGCUUCUCCAGUCCGAGCGAAAUGGAAGGGGCCGGGUCGAAGGCAGCAAGUUCCUCAGGAAAGGAGAGAGAGAGGGACAGGCAGUUGAUGCCUCCGCCAGCUUUUCCUGUCACUGGGAUGAAAUCGGAGCCUGAGGAAAGGAACGGCGCGGGGGCUUUGCCAGGAAACCACGAUCAUCACGCCAAGAAGAUGAAAACGGCCGAAAAGGGCUUUGGGUUGGUGGCGUACGCCGGGGACUCGUCGGAUGAAGAGGAGGAGCACGGCGGGCACAAAAACGCAAGUACCUUUUCACAGGGAUGGAGCUUGGGGUACCAGUACCCGUCCUCCCAGCAGCGAGGGAAACAGCAGAUGCCCUUCUGGAUGGCGCCCUAAAAGCAGCAGAGGAGUUCUCAUUCAUUGUUUGAUUUCUUAUUCCCCCCUCUAGCAAUAACGCACGUGUAUCACAGAACUUUGCAAACACGCGGUUUUUACAUCCGCAGACGCUAAAGGUUCGAUAUCCCCCCUCCAAAGGGCUCCGUUGUUUUAAAACUCCUCCUCUCUGCGGUGAAUUUGUCCGUUAAAAGCCGCAGUAUUCGGAUCAGUGUCCUGACAGGGCUGUAAGGAAACUCAGGAGCCUGUCGCUCUGCGAUUCCCGUAUUUCCAGGAUAACUUGAACUGGCUCUGCACCCCCCGUGGGUGUUUUUGGGGUGUUUCUGCCCGUGCUCGCAGCCCCGUUGAGCUCCAACAUUCAGACUUUCAACAAAGAAUCAGUAAUUCUGAAAAAAAUGAGGAUCCCGUUGCCUGAAACUCUUCGAUUUGUUUUCACUUCAAGCAUCUCCUGUAACUCGCCACUUUUGUUUUUUUUAGUUUUUUCUUUAAAAGGUGGUUUUCCUAACCCCCGACCUCUCGUUCCAGCCCCGCGGGGGUGGGGGACGCUGGUUUUUGGGGGGUUCAUCUCGCUGUCCCCCGUAGCACCUGAACUUGACCUCCACUCACCCCGGACUCCCCCCAUGCAGCACUUGGGACAAAAACCCUUCUCGCGAAGGACAGAACUCCCCAUCUCUUAACUAAUUCACUUGAUUCUACCCGUUUUGCUCCACGGUUUAACAGAGGAAGAGCAGCAGCCGGGUCCAGCUCUUGCCUGGAAUCGCGACUGCAUCCGGGGAGUAAGUUUUGUGGAUGAUUUAUGGACGUGAACUGCACCCCUGGCUUUGUUGGCGGGGCAGGCUGUUGCAAACAGAACUUUCCUGCUCUGGGACCGCUCGAAACGCCCUUAAAAACGGGGACGUGCGUCGCUGCUGCGCACUGGCUGCAUUGUACAAACAUUUGUCUUUCCUAUGUGUUGUAAAUAAUUAGAACCGUACUUUCAUUAUAAAUAAAUGUAUAAAGAUGCUGGU